Molecule: messenger RNA, 5894 nt
Organism: Oreochromis niloticus (Nile tilapia)
Lineage: Eukaryota; Metazoa; Chordata; Actinopteri; Cichliformes; Cichlidae
Gene: myo3b
Product: myosin IIIB
Exons: 38
Coding region: 138-4280 (1380 amino acids)
Biological process (GO): peptidyl-serine phosphorylation; positive regulation of filopodium assembly; regulation of actin filament length
Cellular component (GO): stereocilium tip; myosin complex; photoreceptor inner segment
Molecular function (GO): ATP binding; microfilament motor activity; protein serine/threonine kinase activity
Source: RefSeq, a predicted model, not a curated record
UGCCAUGUGACUGAGCAGGAUAAUUGGUCUGAGGCCCUCUGGGUAAAGACCAAUGGUCACACAAAGGCUUUGUUUGCUACCAAUUAGGCCAAAAGGAAGUAAGAAAAAAAAGUAAUCUGCACAGGCUGGGAGUUUUUAUGAAGGACACAGCUGAGACCGUGUCACCAGUGUCAGGCUGGGAGAUGCUACUGUUACAGACCGUCCUCCGGGGGGCAUCACUCGACAUCUCCUUCUUUUCCCCCCACGCAGAUGACAGAGAUGAAAAUACUGAGGCGACAAUGUCGAGGAGAUCAUUAUAUGGACUGUACCCCUACAAGUCCAGCAUGCUUGGACUGGAGACUCUGGGCGAUCCAUCAGGUGACUGGGAUAUAGUGGAAACCAUUGGCAAAGGAACUUAUGGAAAGGUCUACAGAGUGACCAACAAAAAAGAUGGGAGCCAGGCAGCAGUGAAAGUGCUGGACCCGAUUAAUGAUGUGGAUGAGGAGAUUGAGGCAGAAUACAACAUACUGAGGUCCCUGCCCAACCAUCCUAACGUGGUGAAGUUUUAUGGCAUGUUUUAUAAGUCGGACAAAUUAACUGGCGGACAGCUCUGGCUGGUACUGGAGCUGUGCAACGGCGGCUCUGUCACAGAGCUCAUCAAAAGCCUGCUGAUGCGUGGCCAGCGUCUGCAGGAGCCUGUUAUCGCAUACAUCUUAUGCAGUGCCCUCUUGGGGCUCCAGCAUUUGCACAACAACCGGAUUAUCCAUCGUGACGUCAAAGGCAACAACAUCCUCCUGACAACUGAGGGAGGAGUCAAACUGGUUGACUUUGGUGUUUCAGCGCAACUGACGAGCGCACGACUGCGGAGGAACACGUCAGUCGGGACACCGUUUUGGAUGGCUCCUGAGGUCAUAGCCUGUGAACAGCAGUACGACUACUCCUAUGAUGCCCGCUGCGAUGUGUGGUCUCUCGGCAUCACAGCCAUCGAGCUGGCAGACGGAGAUCCCCCUCUGGCUGAGAUGCAUCCAGUAAAAGCCCUUUUCAAGAUCCCACGAAAUCCCUCACCCACAUUACGACAUCCUGAAGAGUGGAGCAGGAGUUUCAGCCAUUUCAUCAGCCAGUGCCUGAUAAAGGAUUUUGAGGCACGUCCAUCUGUGACCCACCUUCUGGAGCACCCCUUCAUCAAGCAGGCCCAUGGCAAGGACAUAGCUCUCCGUCAGCAGUUAGCAGCUCUCAUCCAAGAGCAGCAACAAAUAGGCUGCAAAACCAAAUCCAAGCACGUCCGGAUCAAUACUCGUAAAACCCUCAUAAUAGAGAGCUGUCCUGAUGAUGAUCUGGUGAACCUGGAGUUCUUAGACGAGGAGACAAUCAUCAGCCAUCUCCACAAGAGGUAUGAUGAGCUGCAGGUGUACACUUACGUCGGUGACAUCCUCAUCGCUCUCAAUCCUUUCCAGAAUCUCAGCAUCUACUCUCCCCAGUUCUCUAAGCUGUACCAUGGCGUAAAGCGAGCUGACAACCCUCCACACAUCUUUGCUACUGCAGAUGCAGCUUACCAAGGCAUGGUGACAUUCUGCAAAGACCAGUGUAUCAUCAUUAGUGGAGAAAGCGGUGCUGGGAAAACAGAAAGUGCUCAUUUAAUUGUUCAACAUCUUACUUUCCUGGGAAAGGCAAACAAUCGGACACUCCGUGAGAAGAUUUUGCAGGUUAACCCUCUCGUCGAGGCCUUUGGAAACGCUUGCACGGCAAUCAAUGACAACUCCAGCCGCUUCGGCAAGUACCUGGAGAUGAAGUUCACGUCGACAGGAGCGGUUAUUGGGGCCAAGAUAUCUGAAUACCUGCUGGAGAAGUCGAGGGUCAUCAAACAGGCUCCGGGGGAGGAAAAUUUCCACAUAUUCUAUUACAUAUAUGCCGGCCUUUACCACCAAGACGAGCUGAAGACUUACAGCCUGCCAGAUGGGACACCUCCCAGGUACAUUGACAGUCAGCACUGCAAAGUGAUGCAAGACAUUGUGUCAAGGAAACAAUAUAAAGAGCAGUUUGAUGCCAUUCAGGAGUGUUUCCGAAAUAUCGGCUUUACAGAAGAGGAGGUCGACUCUGUUUACAAAAUUCUCUCAGCAAUUUUGAAUACUGGGAAUAUUGAAUUUGCCUCCAUCACAUCCCAGCAUCAGACCGAUAAGAGUGAAGUGCCUAACUCAGAGGCCUUAGAGAACGCUGCGUCUCUCCUCAGCAUUGGACCCGAGGAGCUCCAGGAAGCACUUACCUCUCAGUGUGUGGUCACGAGGGGCGAGACCAUCAUCCGCACCAACACCGUGGACAAAGCCGCCGAUGUCCGAGACGCCAUGUCCAAGGCCUUGUACGGACGGCUCUUCAGCUGGAUAGUGAAUCGCAUCAACUCACUCCUGCAGCCUGACAUGAAUGUCUGUGCCGUAGAGAGCGGCAUGAAUGUGGGAAUCCUGGACAUCUUUGGAUUUGAAAACUUCCAGAAGAACUCAUUUGAGCAAUUGUGCAUCAACAUCGCAAACGAGCAGAUUCAGUUUUAUUUCAACCAGCACAUAUUUGCUCUCGAACAGAUGGAAUACCAGAGCGAGGAAGUUGAUGCCAGCCUGGUGGAGUAUGAGGACAACAGGCCCAUUCUGGACAUGUUUCUGCAGAAGCCCAUGGGUCUGCUGUCCCUGCUGGAUGAAGAGAGCCGCUUCCCUCAGGCCACCGACCAGACCCUAGUGGAUAAGUUUGAGGACAAUUUGCGCUGCAAAUAUUUUUGGAUACCAAAACGCGUGGAGCUUUGUUUUGGAAUUCAGCACUAUGCCGGACAGGUAAUGUACAAUGUGAAUGGCUUUUUGGAGAAAAACAGAGACACUCUCCCUGCAGACAUCGUUGUGGUGUUGAGGACGUCAGAGAACAAACUUUUGCAGCAGCUGUUUUCCAGCCCCUUAACUAAAACAGGAAAUCUGGCGACGUCCAGAGCGAGGGUCACGGCCGCCUCCAGAUCUCUCCCACCACAGCUCGGUUCAGGACGCACCAAGUCUCCCAAAUACCUGUUGAAGGUGGACACCAUGGAGAUGAUCCGCCACCCAGAAGAAACCACCAACAUGAGGAGACAGACUGUGGCCUCCUAUUUCCGUUACUCCCUGAUGGACCUGCUGUCUAAGAUGGUCGUGGGCCAGCCACACUUUGUGCGCUGCAUCAAACCUAAUGAUGACAGGCAGGCACUGCUCUUCUGCAAGGAGCGAGUGAUGGUGCAGCUGCGUUACACUGGGAUCCUGGAGACGGUGAACAUCCGCCGCCAAGGCUACUCCCAUCGCAUCCUGUUUGAAGACUUUGUCAACAGAUAUUACUAUCUUGCAUUUCGGGCUCACGAGAUGCCUGAAACCAGCAAAGAAAAUGCUGUUGCCAUACUGGAGAGGGCCAAAUUAAAAGACUGGGUGCUGGGAAAGACCAAGGUUUUUCUGAAAUACUAUCAUGUGGAACAACUGAACCUGCUGCUGCGGGAAGUGAUAGCUCGGGUGGUGGUGAUGCAAGCUUACACUAAAGGCUGGCUCGGGGCCCGGCGUUAUCGAAAAGAGAAGGAGAAGAGAAGCCGUGGGGCCACAAUCAUCCAGUCAGCCUGGAGGGGCUAUGUUGCUCGGCAGAACCUCAAGCAAAUCAAAAAAGAGCGGGAAGAGGCAGCUGUCCGCAUACAAUCAGCUUAUAGGGGCCAUCGGGUGCGUCGGGACUGUGGACCCCAGGAGCACAGAUGUCACCCUGAGGCUGGAGAAAAGACCACCAAAGAGGAGCAUUUAGGGUACAGCCCGGACAACAAAGAGGCAGACGGAGAUUACACACAUAAAGAAGAUCGGAGAAGAAGACAGGGUGGUACAGGAACGAGAGAAUCAAAAGGCUGGAAAUUCACGGCUGAGAAUAAAUGCUCGCUCUUCCCUGAGGUUGGCCCUGACAGCCAAGACAGACAAGUGAAAGACAUCAAGAGAGACAAAGGCAGAGCAGAAGACAGUGUAACGCAGCCGUGCAGGGAGACGGCAAGGCUGCGAGACAUGCAGUGUAAACAAGGUCCAGUGAUGAAGCUGCAGCAGAGAACUCCUCGCCGGCGGGGCCAGCAGCCCAAGCUGCUCAACAGCCCCGAAGACAGCCUGUACUACAACCAGCUAAAUAGAACUCUGGAUUACCAGGGGAGCAAGAGGAAGCCGAGAAAACUUGGUCAAAUCAAAGUGCUGGAUGGAGAAGAUGAGUACUACAAAUUACUGUCAACUGUGGAGUCGAUCCCUGAGGAAGAGCACUCAACCACCGCCCCUACCCACCCUUUCUAGUUGGGCCCCUCGUCAGUCAGAGCUGAACCUUGCAACCAUGUCAGCCGAUUGCCUUCAUUUGUGUUGUGGACCAAAACAACCUGCUUCCCAACAUCUCACUUGACAUCUGUUGUAAAUUUAUAUUUAUUUCAUGUAAAUUGUUGUUUUAUAAGAGUUAAAUAAAUGUGUCUAAAUGUUUUUUUAAUUCAUAUUUAUUACUGGUGUAUAACGGUAUUUUGAUAUUGUAGGCAAAACUAUUUUACCUGCCACAAAUCUGUUGUUUUAUACAUUUUUUUUCUCACUUUAGAUUGAUGAAGUAUUUCCCUCUCCCUUUUUAGAUCAGACACAAUAGUUUGGUUACAGCUAAUUGUUUCAGCGCGUGCUGGCACUUGCACAUACUGUUAAAAACUUAUGGCAAUAAAAACAUAAUUAGUCGUUCUUUCUUUGCCUUAAUUGCCCUUUACAGAAAUGAUUGUCACCUGUUGAAUGUCUAUGAUCCACCCCACUGUUUUCUUUGAUUUGCACUGUUAAGAAAGUGUAAAAUAUAUAUAUAUAUAUGUAUAUAUAACUACCAUGAGUGUUUUGUUUUUUGUUCUUCUACAUACAGAUUCCUGAAUGCAGGUUCCUGCAUAUCUGCACCCUGAACAUUAUUUCUGAUGCUCAACUCUCCACUUUAUACUAGAAAAGGCUUUAUGAAGUACAUAGUUGGUGCUGACUGAGUCCAUGUUCAAACCUUUCCAGGCAGCAAACUGUUGCAGUGGGGGUCCCUCCAAGUUAAUUUUCCCCAUCAAAUGCCGCAGGCAGAAAUUUCCUUUAGCCAAACCGUCGCUGAGGCGGCCCUGUAAAACUUGAGGCAUGGCCAUAAGAUGGUGAAGGUUUGGAGCAAGUAAAUUACCUCGGGAACCGGACAUUGUGUUAAGCACACUGUUAUGAAUUUCUUACAAACUAUAUCAAAGUCCUGCUUAGCCAAAUCCUUCCCUCAGGUGGGGUCCUAUUGAGAUGCAUUAAAAUGUAAGAACCCACAUUUAGGGCUGAAACGAACAUCUCAAAGGAAGAUAUCAAUAAUUUUUGACUGCUGAUGGCUCGCGGAAUUCAUGCAGUUGUCACAUAUGGCUGAAAUAUGCCUUGCUUGGCAUAUGACAGCUCGCAUAUAAAGCUGAUUUAAGUGGAAAUCCACCUUAAAUCAGAAUUAACAUCUGAUGUUUUUAAUGCCUAUGAACCAGGCUGCUGUAGUAGAAAAAUGUUGUUUUAGGGUGGAUUCCUCCUUUACUGUUGACAUAAGAGAGCAGAUUACAACAUUUGACAUUUAUCUGACAUUUAAACCUGGAAGUAAAAACUAACUGACAGCACUUUGCUGCACAAAUACACACUUUACAGAACAGACUGUGGAUUUUUUUUUUAACCAGUGACAUCUGAAGUCUUACAAAUAGCUGGUUAAGCAAAUUUACAGCAUCCUGUAGUUUUAUCGUGUACCUUUCAUGUAGUUUGAGCUCCUUUGUGCUAAGAUCCUUCAAACAGUUUCGCACCAGUGAAGCUCACAAAAAUUUCCAAUGAGGUGUCAUUUAUGAAGCCUUUAUAAGUUUUAAUAGCUUUAUAAAUACUUUAAACCUGCAUUUCUUCUUCUUCUUCUUCUUU